UCAUGCUCGAUGAAGAAUUCCCUGGUUUCGACUUGGUUUCAGUAGUCUCAAUACGACUAUACAUCGCUCCUGCCAGGACAUCAUUAUUGCCUUCUAUUGUUUCCCUUGCUAGGGCUGGGCCCGCGCAAUAAUUCUGUCAUCAGCAGCCUUCUACUCCGCGCCGAACAGCACCGCAGUCAUGGAACCAGUCGUCAAUGUCCUGCUAGACACCUUUCCGGGCCUUUCGCUGCCUUCUACGUUGUGCCUACCUCUGCCUGCAUCAUUUACCACCAGUGAGCUGCUGACCACGAUCGCAAAUCUACUGCCGCACAAUCUGCCAAAUACCACUCGCCUAAUUGUCACGUCCAGCACAAAUCGCUCAGUCCACGCAUCUCCUACUACAACCCUUGCAGACCUCAGUCGACAGUCAUCAUGUUGGUACGGACUAGAGGCUGCUAUGCUGCCUUUGCGGCUGUCCGCCCCAUUAGUCGGGGGAAAGGGUGGCUUUGGCUCUCAGCUCAGAGCUGCAGGUGGCCGCAUGUCUUCGCGCAAGAAGCGUCAAAAUGCAGAGCUCGCGACUGGAAGUGCGCGUAACUUGGACGGACGGAGACUGAGAACCAUUACAGAGGCGAAGAAUCUGGCCACCUAUUUGGCCACCAAACCUGACAUGGACAAGAAGGAGAAAGAAGAGAGGCGAAAGAGAUGGGAGCAGGUCAUUCAGCUGGCCGAGCAACGAGAAGCGGACAUGCGGGCUGGCAAAGGACUGGAUGGUCGCAGGAAAGGCUUGAGUGAUGAGUGGGUGGAAGAAAAAGAAGAGAUUGGAGAGAAUGUCAGAAAUGCUGUCAAGAUGGCUAUUCUAGCGAAUCAGCAGAAGCCUGCUACUGCGGAUGGCACUGCACAAGAAGACGACAGCAGUGGAAGCGGAGGAUCUCCCGCCGGCAGUGGGGAGGAUAGCGACGCCGAAGAUUUAAUGGAGCUUGACGAGGAUGAAAUGGCACGGCUCAGGUCAGAAGCCGAAGCCGGGGACGCGGAUGCACUCUGGGUGCUUCAACAUCGGCUCAAGAUACCAGCGCACCUGCUGCCAAAGCUUAAGCCGCCUGUGCGACGAUUCGCGGGAUUUGAUGACGAUGACGACGACGACGACGACAUCUCAAGCAGUGAUGAGGCCGACGACCAGAAGCCGGCGACAGAGGGAAAGGGCAAACAAAAGAUUACCUCAUAGCUUGUGCAGAAAUCUAUUCAAAGCCCCAUGAUCUGUUCCAGUGAUGCAUCAUUUGUCUCGCCCGAGGCUGUUGUUGAUCGGUUCUUUUGCUUCAAAAUGUUGAACUCGCCUGGAAUCAGGCGAAUGACACACUAUGCGGAGUAUCGCACUCCGGAUAUACGGACUUUCGCGACCGAAUCCACCUUGGACAAGCGAAAGGGGAAGGAUCAGACUAUCUUGACGCCUCAGAUAUGAAGUUCAUGCAUGACUAGCAGUGCUUGCUUUCUCCAGAUUCUGUUGGGUUAGAAAAGGUCACAUACUCUCUCCCUGAAGCGUGUCACAAUCUUUUACCCUUCACAAUCUCAUACUCGAGCUAAAUGCAUCAUCGUCCUCUGCAUU
This is a messenger RNA of Exophiala xenobiotica, 1579 nucleotides long. RefSeq lists its product as uncharacterized. The record is from RefSeq and is a predicted model, not a curated record. The transcript has a single exon. Gene Ontology annotation, cellular component: nucleus. Lineage: Eukaryota; Fungi; Ascomycota; Eurotiomycetes; Chaetothyriales; Herpotrichiellaceae. Bases 179 to 1201 code for a protein of 340 amino acids.